ACAAAUCACAAAUCACAAAUCACAACUCACAACUCACAACUCACAACUCACUUAACUCAAAGCACACCUUCCAUUUUCUCUGCGUACUUAAAUUCACCAAUAAUUCACGUCAAAAAAAAAAAAAAAAAUUCACCAAUAAUUUUUACUUUAUUUUCUUAACAAAGUUACCCACUCUCGUCAACCACGCGUAAGACACAAACCCACAAAAUUUUUGGAGAGUGUUUCGGUUUUCGAUUUUCAGAUCGAAAAAUGUCGAAACCAUGGGGAGGGAUUGGAGCAUGGGCCGCCGAGGCCGAGCGGGAAGAGGCGGAGGAGCGUGAGGCCAAGGCGGCAGCUGCGGCUAACCCUUCUCCCAGUUUCCCUAGCCUGAAGGAAGCUGUAGCUACAAACUCUAAGACCGCUAAGAAGAAGAAGAUGACUCUUAAUGAGUUCAUGACUGGUUCAGGAGCCGGUGCCGGAGACACGGGGUUGACACAUGACGAGAAACUCCGGCUUCCGACUGGUCCAAAGGAAAGGUCUGCUGAUGAAAUGCAGUACGGUAGGGGAUUUUCAACUUAUGGAAGGUCUGGGUCGAUGCAAGGGGGUAGGGGUCGUGACCGGGAGGAUGGGGAUGGGUCUUGGGGUGGUGGUGGUAGGAGAUCGUAUGGUGGAGGAUUUGAUGAGGAACGUAGGGGUCCGCCUUCUAGGGUUUCGGAAUUGGAUCAACCUUCGAGGGCUGAUGAGGUUGAUAAUUGGAAAACUGAAAAGAAAUCUCUUCCUUCAUUUGAUUCGGGUCGACAAAAUCGGUAUGGGUCUCUGGGUAGUGGUGGUGGUGGUGGUGGUUUAGGAGGAGGUGCGUCUAGGGCUGACGAGGUUGAUAAUUGGACAUUUGGGAAAAAGCCUCUUCCUGUUAGAUCUUCUACAUUUGGUUCUGGUGGUGGAGGGUUCCGUGAUUCUGAGCCUGAUCGUUGGAAUAGGGGUGGUGGAGGAUUCCGUGAUAGCAGCGGUGACAGGGAACGAACCAGAUUGGUUUUGGAUCCACCAAAGGCCGAUACUGGCUUGAAUGAACCGUUGCCGGUGGUGAAGACCAAUAAGCCAAAUCCAUUUGGGGCAGCAAGACCAAGGGAGGAGAUUUUGGCCGAGAAGGGUUUGGAUUGGAAAAAGCUAGACUCUGAGAUUGAGGCUAAGAAAACAAGUAGGCCUACGAGUGCCCAUUCCAGCAGGCCUUCUAGUGCGCAAUCCAGCAGGUCCGAGGGUCCUGGUUUGCAUGGAAUUGAGAAUGUGGUUAAGCCAAGGCCCAAGGUGAAUCCUUUUGGAGAUGCCAAGCCUAGGGAGGUUUUGCUGGAGGAGCGAGGUAAGGAUUGGCGGAAGAUUGAUCUUGAAUUGGAACACAGAGGCGUUGACAGGCCCGAGACAGAAGAGGAAAGAUUGUUGAAGGAGGAAAUAGAGAAUCUCAAGAAGGGGCUGGAAAAAGAAUCUCCUGUAACCAGGGAAUCCGAAGAAGAGCCUGCUGCUAAGGAACAACCUAGUUUACAAGAUACAAUUCUUCAGAAAGAAAGAGAGUUAGAAAAACUGAUACGAGAUUUGAAUGACAAAGUCCGCUUUGGGCAGAAAGCUGCUGAAAGGCCUGGGUCUGGAGCAGGCAGGGUUGGUACUUAUCUAGAGAGACCACCUUCUCAAUCUGGAUCAUUUGAUGAGUCCAGAAGUACGGAGUUCUCAGAAAGGCCUCAAUCGCGUGGCACCGGAGAUGUAUGGACAAGGCCUGUGGAUGAUAGAAGAGCAUUUCAAGGUAACAGGGAAAGAGGAUUUCUGGGUAGCAGAGACUUGGACAGGCCAAGAUCGAGGGAUAGAUGGUGAAGGAAUCUCUCUGGCUCCAUUGAGUUUACGGUCUACUUCGACAAACCAAAACGGAAUAAUAUUUUGUCUCACCCUUUUUGUUUUCUUCAUUUUGUUUUCGGAAUUGGAGCCAGAAUUAUUGAGUACUGGCGCUGGGGGAACUCUAGUGUUAAAUCUAUUAUUAAAUACUUUGCAACUAUGUAAAAUUGGAAAUUUUAUCCUUUUUCCUUGUGUAAUCAAGGAAUCUGUAUUUGUUUUUUUAGGACUCGGUUGUUGGUGGACAAUGGAUUUGAAUUCCCUUAGUUUAUUUUUUUAUGACAA
Messenger RNA from Cannabis sativa, 2136 nucleotides. Its product is annotated as eukaryotic translation initiation factor 4B2. Gene Ontology annotation, molecular function: mRNA binding; translation initiation factor activity. The record is from RefSeq and is a predicted model, not a curated record. NCBI's taxonomy places the organism in Eukaryota, Viridiplantae, Streptophyta, Magnoliopsida, Rosales, Cannabaceae. The transcript is spliced from 4 exons. The coding region runs from base 250 to 1836 and encodes 528 amino acids.